AUGAAACGAAGAUCCACAUACCGCUUCCGUCUUCCUUGGUCACAACCUGCACCUGCUCCAUCUCCAGCUCCAACACCUGCAAGCAAACCAUCCACUCAGCCUACUACCAAAACAAGUCGCGCUCCCUCAACUCGUACUGGCUCAAGAGCUGCUUCACAGCCCUCCAGCAGCAGUACGCCCACAGCUAUGCCGUCUUCCAGUCAUACAACUGAAAACCCAACUCGCAAGCAGCCACCAAGCGCCACCUCAACCACAACAUCUGCAAAGCCUUCUUCACCAGCUCAACCUUCAGCUGAAAGCAAAGCCCCUAACCAGCCAUCGACCUCAAACUCUACACCAGCAAAUGCUCCAGCUAGUUCACAAUCUGAAACUCAAACCCCUACCACUACCAUAAGCACCACCCCAACAUCCACAAUAGCUCAGAGCGGACCAUCUAGUCCUCCAGGAGUUUCUCCCUCACCCUCUUCUCAAAUUCGGGCAUCCAGAACUGAGUCUCAACCAUUGAUACCAUCUCAAGAACAGCAAGGGAUCAGUUCUCAACCAGCCUCACCAUCUGAUGUUCCACUCUUACCUUUGAUGCCUGGGAUGAGUCACUUAUCGCCAGGGGAUCAGUUUUGA
Nicotiana tabacum (common tobacco) is the source of this 618-nucleotide messenger RNA. The record is from RefSeq and is a predicted model, not a curated record. Lineage: Eukaryota; Viridiplantae; Streptophyta; Magnoliopsida; Solanales; Solanaceae.